AUGGAGGCCAGAGUGCUGUGGCUGCUGGUGGCGGUCCUGGCCUGCGGGUUCUCCAGGUUGGCCGGGGAGUACGUGGGCCUGUCUGCAAACCAGUGUGCCGUCCCGGCCGAAGACAGGGUGGACUGCGGCUACCCCGAGAUCACCUCGGAGCAGUGCAACAACAGGGGCUGCUGCUUCGACUCGAGCAUCCCCCGGGUGCCCUGGUGCUUUACGCCGCUGCGGGAGACAGGCUGUCCCCAUUCAUUUGGCUCCUCGGCCAGGGAUGACACCUACCGCUUUGAGCACUGGGCGACCCUGCCGAGGCCCAUGUCAUUUAUCAUCUGCCGCUAUCCCCUGAGUCUUGAAUGCAACUUUUGA
Diceros bicornis minor is the source of this 357-nucleotide messenger RNA. RefSeq names its product trefoil factor 3-like. The record is from RefSeq and is a predicted model, not a curated record. Gene Ontology annotation, biological process: maintenance of gastrointestinal epithelium. The transcript is spliced from 4 exons. The coding region runs from base 1 to 357 and encodes 118 amino acids. Lineage: Eukaryota; Metazoa; Chordata; Mammalia; Perissodactyla; Rhinocerotidae.